This is a messenger RNA of Dufourea novaeangliae, 561 nucleotides long. RefSeq names its product DNA-directed RNA polymerase I subunit RPA12 (gene RpI12). NCBI's taxonomy places the organism in Eukaryota, Metazoa, Arthropoda, Insecta, Hymenoptera, Halictidae. The transcript has 3 exons. The record is from RefSeq and is a predicted model, not a curated record. Gene Ontology annotation, cellular component: RNA polymerase I complex. The coding region runs from base 1 to 378 and encodes 125 amino acids. Gene Ontology annotation, biological process: termination of RNA polymerase I transcription; DNA-templated transcription. Gene Ontology annotation, molecular function: DNA-directed RNA polymerase activity; nucleic acid binding; zinc ion binding.
AUGACAGAGAACAAUGAUACUGUUUGUUUCAUAAGCACGCCUGGUUUUUGUUCUGAUUGUGGAUCAAUUUUGCCGUUGUUGGGCAAUACGGGAAACGUUAUAUGUUACGCCUGCAAGCGCACGUGGGGUCCCGAAGCUUUUGGUGAUAUGGCUAUGUCAUGUACCAUUCACUUUAAUGAAAACAAUGCCUAUGAAUCUUCAAAGCAAAAGGAUAAUGAAGAGGAAGAUACGGAAGGCCCAGUUGUUGAAAGAAAGUGUCCACAAUGUCAAAAUGACAAAAUGUCAUAUGCUACAUUGCAGUUACGGUCUGCAGAUGAAGGGCAGACAGUCUUUUACACGUGUACCAAAUGCAAAUACAAGGAGACAGAGAACUCGUAACACAUACGUAGUACAGAUGUAUUUGUAAAGAUUUGACAAAUGCAACAGAUUAUCGAAACAUGAACACUCUCUGUUAAUAAAACAUAGAGCUUUAUUCAUGAUACAUUCAACAAAUAUCAAUGGAGGGACAAUAAUAAUUCAGUAAUAUCACUGGACUAUCAGUAUGUUUUCAUCCUAGUUAUU